Mucor mucedo is the source of this 1736-nucleotide messenger RNA. Its product is annotated as JmjC domain, hydroxylase-domain-containing protein. Gene Ontology annotation, biological process: chromatin remodeling. Gene Ontology annotation, molecular function: histone H3K36 demethylase activity; histone H3K9 demethylase activity. The record is from RefSeq and is a predicted model, not a curated record. NCBI's taxonomy places the organism in Eukaryota, Fungi, Mucoromycota, Mucoromycetes, Mucorales, Mucoraceae. Bases 39 to 1703 code for a protein of 554 amino acids. Gene Ontology annotation, cellular component: nucleus. The transcript has 10 exons.
UUUUUUUAGUUUUUUUUUUCUUGCUCUCCAUUCCACAAAUGAACGACAUUAGACCUAAUGAAUAUUAUGAUCAAGACAACGGUGGUAGCAUACCAGUUUUCACACCAAGUUUCGAAGAGUUUAAAGAUUUUAAAAGUUUUAUGACAAGUGUUGAAGAAUAUGGCAAAAAAGCCGGAGUCAUUAAAGUUAUUCCACCAAAAGAGUGGAAAGAUCACCUACCAGAUCCAUCAAAUUUUGAUGACAUCAAAGUGACAAAACCCAUUACCCAACACAUCUUUGGAGGAAGAGGAGUGUUUAAUCAAACCAAUAUUGAAAACAGAAAGGAUUAUUCAUUGGAAGCAUGGCGUGAGCUUUGCAAUCGGAAUGAACAUCGACCACCCAAAGUCAAUGAAAAUGAAGCUGUGCGCAGUAACAAUAGCAUAGCAUCAAACGAAACAACCAGUCAUUUAACUACUGAUCAAUAUAAAGAAAUCGAGCGACAUUAUUGGAGAAACAUCACAUUUAACCAACCAAUGUACGGCGCAGAUCUUCUUGGAAGUCUAUUUGAUGAUUCUGUUACUUCGUGGAAUCCAAAUUCACUUGACAAUACCUUAAAUAAAUUAGGCAUGGUUUUACCUGGGGUUAAUUCACCCUACCUUUAUUUUGGCAUGUGGAAAGCCACUUUUCCAUGGCAUGUCGAGGAUAUGGAUCUGUAUUCGAUAAAUUAUAUACAUUUUGGUGCUCCAAAGCAAUGGUAUGUGAUUCAGCCUUGCUAUCAAAAAAGAUUCGAAAAUUUCAUGCAGGCCACGUUUUUCACUCAGUACAAGGACUGUCAUGAAUUCUUGAGACACAAGACAUUUAUUGUAUCACCAAAAGUACUUCAAAAUAACAACAUUCCAGUGCAGAAGUGUGUCCAACAACCAGGAGAAUUUAUCAUUACUUUUCCAUUUGGUUAUCACUCUGGAUAUAACUUAGAUUUUAACUGCGCUGAAAGUGUAAACUUUGCACUGGAUUCAUGGAUUGAAAUCGGAAAAAAUGCAAAAUCCUGUACUUGUAUUGAUGAUUCUGUUAGAAUUGAUAUUGACAGUUUACUAGGCGAUACCAGCAGGAAAAAAAGAAAAACAGAUAUACAUGUUGCUCAACCUUGUAUUCUUUGCUCCAUAAUAGAUGAUGAUCAAUCAAGAUUAAAUUCUAAUUGCAGGAAAUACAAAAAUAUUCAUACAAUAUGUGCCGAAUCAAUCAACGAGACAUAUAUAAAAGACAACUUAGUCUAUGGCAUUGAUAAAGUACCUACCUCUCGCUGGAAACUGACUUGCAUAUAUUGUAAAGAAAAAAACAAGGGCGCAUGUAUGCAGUGCUGCUUUGGCAAAUGUUGGAAAUCCUUUCACGCUACCUGUGCAAUCAGGAAUGAUGGUACCAUGAUACGAAAAGCAGGCCCAAAAAAGGGCACAUUUAUUUACGAUGGCUUCUGUCCUCAACAUGAUCCACAAAACAUAACAAAAAAGCAAAAUGAAAAAAAUAGCUACAUCAAGGAAAUGACUAGUAAGCUCACAAUUAAUCGCACAAUAUAUACUAAAUGGAGAGGUGGUGGCUACUAUCAAGGGCAGAUUGUCGAAUGUUUAUCCAGCAAACAAGUCUGCCGUAUACUAUUGCAAGAUGGUAUUACUCGAAGUAUUCCCUGGAGAGAUAUUUAUACCGAAGAUCCAUCACUUACGCAAACUUAAUAACAACUUUUUAAUAACUAUCUUCUUUAAUAA